UUAACAACCAAGCUACACAUGCUUCUCCUACUUCUCUUUGCGCGGCUGUUAGCAGCAUGGUCGCUUCCAACUAAUGCCCCUCCAACACAAGUACGCGAGUUUGACCUUGUGGUGACUUGGGCUAAGCAUGCGCCGGAUGGCUUCUCACGUAAUAUGUUCUUGAUCAAUGAGCAGUCUCCGGGUCCUACAAUUGAGGUUGAACAGAAUGAUUGGGUGAUUGUGCGUGUCAAGAACAAAUCCUGUUACAACACCACUAUACACUUUCAUGGCAUUGAAAUGCUAGGCACGCCAUGGUCUGAUGGUGUCCCAGGGCUUUCCCAGCGCGCUAUUCCACCCGGCGGCCACUUUGUCUACCAAUUCUCAGCAUCACAGUACGGCAGCUACUGGUACCACUCGCACUUUCAUGGCCAGAUAGAGGACGGUUUAUACGGACCAGUUAUUAUCCAUCCUCUUCCUGAAAGUCAGAAGCCCUUCCACUUAAUAUCUUCCGACCCUGUUGCUAUUGCCGCAAUGGUAAGGGCAGAGCGCAACGUCAAACCCGUUGCAAUCGCAGAUCUGAAUCAUUUCACCUCGGAAGAAAAAUGGAAUAUGGCAUUGGCUAGUGGUAUUGAAGACUCGUGUUAUGACUCAAUAUUGUUUAAUGGCAAAGGACGCGUGCAGUGUCUUGCUGCAGCCGAAGUUGCAGCCAAUUUGAGUGACGAACAAAAGGCUUAUUUGGCGCUGGGUAACGCAACGUCCAUGACAGACAAGUCGUGCCUACCCCCGAAAGUGCUCGCUGCAUUGGGCGACCCAAGCCAGAGCAAUCUCUCUGCUAUUCCAGCCGGAGCUUUUACCGGCUGCAAGGAGACCAAAGGCAGCAUUGAAGUUCUUCGAACCCAGUAUUCUGAACUGGACACCCAAAAUUGGCUCUCAUUGACCAUCAUUGGUUCAUUAAACUUCAUCACAGCGAUGGUAUCCAUCGACGAGCACGAUAUGUGGAUAUAUUCUAUGGAUGGCGCAUAUAUAGAACCUCAAAAAGCACAAGCUCUUGUUUUAACCAAUGGAGAUCGUUAUGGCAUCAUGGUUAAUAUUAAAAAAGUUGGAAAGUUCAAUAUUCGCUGCAAUGCAGUGAGCGCUCCUCAAGUAUUGACCGGUCACGCAAUCUUGGAGGUACAGGGCUACGGCAAGAGCAACGAGAGCGAGUCGCAGCCAUACAUCAGCAUCACAGGCGUACCAUUAUCGAAGAAUGUGACGGUAUUCAACCAAGACAUAGCAGCGCCAUUUCCACCGGAGCCAAUUUCUAAGACGGCCGAUGCGCUGUAUAAGCUCAACAUGAGGCUUGACGGGGCGUCUUAUCUUUGGGCUUUGAACUCGACUCGUCUUAUGCCCGCCACUCUCGAUAGUGACAAAACACCUAUUUUGUUUAAAAAGCCUGAAGUUGUGCAUGACAAUACAACUAUUUCAACGCGAAAUGGCACUUGGAUUGACCUCGUAUUGUUCGCCAGCACAAUACCCAUGCCGCCACAUCCAAUUCACAAACACAACAACAAAAUAUUUCAAAUUGGAGGCGGCGAUGGCGACUUUCCUUGGGCUUCAGUAGAAGAAGCUAUAAAUGAGAAACCGGAGUUAUUUAAUCUCAUAAACCCACCUAGGAGAGAUAGCUUCGCGUCAAGACCGGCGAUUAACUCAACCACGUGGAUUGUAGUACGUUAUCAAGUUGUGAAUCCUGGUGCCUGGCUGUUGCAUUGCCACAUUAGCAACCAUCUCUUGGGUGGCAUGUCGGUUAUUAUUCAAGAUGGUGUAGACAAGUGGCCAAAAGUGCCUGAGAAAUAUUUAGAUUGGAAAUUUUGAGUUGACAAGAGUUUGAUCCCUCUGCUGUUUUGUCGUAAUAAUCCAGAUUUAACGGAGCAUUGAUUGAACCAUUAAUGCACUCAUGCACUAAUGCACUCAUUUUUUUUAAAAUAGAAAGCUAA
Messenger RNA from Trichoderma asperellum CBS 433.97, 1952 nucleotides. RefSeq lists its product as uncharacterized. Lineage: Eukaryota; Fungi; Ascomycota; Sordariomycetes; Hypocreales; Hypocreaceae. Gene Ontology annotation, molecular function: oxidoreductase activity; copper ion binding. The record is from RefSeq and is a predicted model, not a curated record.